Triticum urartu is the source of this 1323-nucleotide messenger RNA. RefSeq lists its product as uncharacterized. NCBI's taxonomy places the organism in Eukaryota, Viridiplantae, Streptophyta, Magnoliopsida, Poales, Poaceae. The record is from RefSeq and is a predicted model, not a curated record.
AGAAAGGCUUUGCAGAUGGUGAUGAAGGCCGAGCUUCAGGCCUCCAACCAAACACACCUCCGGCAGGUCUCGAGGCAAAAUUUGGUCAGGGUGGCAACCAAGCAGCCCUUCUCCAAACAUAGUUUCAGAACUGUGUAUCGAAGGUGCAGGCGUGACAGGCGCCUCCACGCGGCGGCGAUCAUGGCCGCGGCCCUCCGCCCCCUGCUCCGCCGGCACGCAGUUCUGCCGCCAUCUUCGAUGCUGCGCUGUCUAUUCCCCGCACCGUACUCCAAGGCCGCCGCCAGACCCCCAGCCGUGUGCCACGCGCCCCUGCCGCCUCCCCUUCUGAGGGAGGUUACUCCAAGGAGGGCUCCUCCAAUUCCAAAGGGUGAACCACGCUGCUGCACUGCUGUUCAAAGUACAAAGUCGUUGCUGGAUAAACUGAAGGAUCUCAAGGACAGUAAGAAGCCACUGGACAACAUGGAAAAGAAUAUUAAGGAGCGUAGGGAAAUGAUAAAGAAAGCGCUGCAUGACUCUAGGGUUGCUAAUUCUAUGUUUAGGGUAAGACUGGAUGGCCUUAGGAAACUUCUUGCCAAAAUACGUGAUGGCCGAGAGGAUUCCGCCAGAAUCAAUGCAAUAUACCGCAGAUUGGAGGAUGACUAUGACAAAGAUUGGGCCAUCCAUGAGUCUAAGGGUCGCUUGAUUGACGAACAGAUGAAAAUGUUAUGGAAGGAUGGAGAUGACUAUAUCAAUGCUUUGAGGGAGUAUCAUGAAUUGCAAAUAUCCAUCCUGAAGCAUGCGGAGGAGGUGGAGGAGGCGGAGAAGGUGGAGGAGGUAGAGAGCAUGGAGAGGGUGGAGGAGGUAGAGAACAUGGAGAAGGUGAAGAAGGUUGCAAAAGUGUGUGCCGCUGCUGGCCUCAUGGGAGGGCUUCUGUUUAUACUGGGAAAGAUCUAGAUUGGUCUUGUGUAGAACUGAGAUGACAGAUAUGACUAGGCUGAGCUGGUAUUUGGAGUAGCAGAGUAACAUUUUACUAUUUCUUGGUUUCUCUCUGUGUGCCGUUGUAAUGGUGCAUUCGUGGGAAGGCUUGCACGGAUACUAGCAAAGAUCUGGAUUAGAGGAACAUGGAGUCCUUCUUUUUGUUUUGGAGUGGCCAGAUGACUAUGUUGAGCUGGUAUUUGGUGUAGUGUGGUAGUUAUUGACUGUUUCCUUGGUUAGUAGUGUAUGUGCCGUUUGUGGUGCUUGUUAGAACCUGCAAGAGAAGCUAUAAGAGAAAGCCAAGUGAUAGGAUUGUCAUAUUGCAGUCGUCUCAAAGUAACACUAGAAUACAACUCAUUUUAUGCGCCC